This is a messenger RNA of Arabidopsis arenosa, 575 nucleotides long. Lineage: Eukaryota; Viridiplantae; Streptophyta; Magnoliopsida; Brassicales; Brassicaceae. The record is from the annotation of a GenBank genome assembly.
AUUGCAUUCUCCAAACUCCAAAUCAUCAGUAGACUUGUUCUUGAUACUCUCUUUACUUCUUUCAGUUUCCAAUACCAAUGGAUAACACCAACCGUCCUCGUCGCCUUCGCAGUCCUAAGCAAACCAAGUUCACUCUACGUGACUCCGAAGAGGUAAGUAGUGUGAAAUGGGAGUUUACCAAUAUGACGGAACAAGAAGAAGAUCUCAUCUUUCGAAUGCACAGACUUGUUGGUGAUAGGUGGGAUUUAAUAGCAGGAAGAGUGGUAGGACGAGAGGCAAAAGACAUAGAGAGAUACUGGAUUAUGAGAAACUGUGAUCAUUGUUCCCACAAACGACGCCGAUUCCACAAACUUGCCCGUUUCUCUAUUUCUCCUCCCUAAUUGUCUCAUUAUAGACAAGAAAAGCUUUAUGUUGUUGAUGAGUAGAACAAAACAUCGAUCGAUGUUUAUUCUUCUCAUCAAUGGUUGUCCAAGUUAUUGUCAAUUCUACAAGUUGUGCCACUCAUCUUGUUCCAGCUAUACAUUUUGUAACUCCGUCAAAAUAUUGAUUGGAAAAAAUAAAGAGUUAGAGUAAAC